This is a messenger RNA of Rotaria sp. Silwood2, 846 nucleotides long. The record is from the annotation of a GenBank genome assembly. NCBI's taxonomy places the organism in Eukaryota, Metazoa, Rotifera, Eurotatoria, Philodinida, Philodinidae.
AUGGAUCGCUAUGCCAAACAAGCCAUAAUUUGUAAUGUUGUUACUAGUAAUACCACCAGUACCACAACACUGAAGAUUCUUCCGACCAUAAAAACUUAUGAAAAUUCAACUGCAUACGGUGCUAAUUACAGUAGAAAUACUUCCUACUUAUUGCAACGAAAUUCUUUCGGUAAUUUAAGCCAAUUUAUUACUUAUGUGAAACAGAAGGUUAUGUCACGAAAAAUCAUACAUCAACCGCCAGGAAGAUUUCUAACAACAGUCUUUCAUUUUCCACCCUAUCCAGAUAUGGUUCUUCCCUAUUGCGAUGGUCUUUGGAUGGAAUUUGGAGUAUUUGAUGGUCGAAGCUUGAAUCAUGUUACAAGAUGGAAAUCACUCUAUUGUGGAAAUAAUAGUGGUCUCGUUUAUGGAUUUGACACAUUUACUGGUUUGCCAACCGAUUGGCGACCAGGAUUUCCCAAAGGUAAAUUUGCCAUUAAUUCUGAUCAACUUCGUAUUGAACCAAAUGUAGCAUUAGUCAAAGGACUAUUCAUAGAUUCACUUCCACAGGAACUUUUGAAACAUAAGAAUAUACCCGUCUCAUAUGUUCAUAUUGACUGUGAUAUUUAUGAAGGUGCACGAGAUGUACUUUUUCUAUUGGCAAGUCGAUUUGUGAGACGAACAUUACUGAUGUUCGAUGAACUCUUUAAUUAUUCACAGCAUGAAAAACAUGAAAUUAAAGCAUUAUUCGAAUUUUUGGUGGCAAGUCAUAAUCUAGAAUUGGAAACACUUGGUUCAGCGUAUCCUAUUGCAUUUGAUGAUACUGAAGAAAAUGGGGAAUCACAAUCAACAGGUUUUGUUGUUGUAUAA